Messenger RNA from Ostertagia ostertagi, 315 nucleotides. NCBI's taxonomy places the organism in Eukaryota, Metazoa, Nematoda, Chromadorea, Rhabditida, Trichostrongylidae. The record is from the annotation of a GenBank genome assembly.
AUGUUCGGAUCUGACGAAGUAACAGAGAAUUGGCAUGGAGUAGUCAAAGUCAAGCUACUUGACAAAAUAAGAAGUCCCGUAUUAACAGCCCACGCUAAGAAAGCUAGCCUGACGAAGGAGGAUCUCCACGUGAUAAACCGGAAACGCAUACAACUUUCAAGCAAAUUGGAUGAAAAACCGCACUCUCCGCAGAUCCUCCUAGGUUGUGACUAUCUCUGGGACGUUAUGGAACAGCAAAAUGAAAUGCUACCCUCGGGACUAUAUCUGAUAUCAACCAAGUUCGGGUACAUGAUAUCGGGACGACAAUACGAGCCA